Messenger RNA from Sclerotinia trifoliorum, 1479 nucleotides. The record is from the annotation of a GenBank genome assembly. NCBI's taxonomy places the organism in Eukaryota, Fungi, Ascomycota, Leotiomycetes, Helotiales, Sclerotiniaceae.
CCGAAACCACAACAAUCAAGUUUUCUACAAACCGUAAUCACCUCCCGUCUUCCCUACAACGUCGAGUACUUCAAAACCCGCCUUCAUGAUCGAAAUGCCUUUUGAUCUUCCACAAACACCACAAAGUCCUUCCAAUACCCCAGGCUCCACCGAUACAUCCUCGAAAAAUACAGUCUCUCCACGGAUAAAUACGUCGCUUCCAACACCCGCUCACAGCAUUAACGGCAGCAUGUCAACUAUUAAUUCUGCCAUUGAGGCAUCCCAGUCGGAAGAUCCCACGAACAAGCGCAAGAGAGAUGUUGAAGAUCUUGGCGAUCGAGACCAGAAGAAAGUUCAUGUCGAGGACAGCAGACCUAGUAUUGACGAUCUCCAUCAGGAUGUCGGUAAAAAAUACCUUCUCUGCAGAACUCGUAAGGAUUCCUUCUUUCUAGUUGAUCUAACCUUUUGGUGGCUACAAUCUCAAGCACAUAACUUGAAUCAUAUGUCUUAUCCACCAUGUAUAUGAAACAUUUUGUUAACAUGAAAUGAUGUACAGUUCAUAAGCCUCAGCACUUGAAUAUCAAACAAGAUCUAUAUGAUCGGUUUGGUCUGCAGGGAAUUGCUGCCAGUCUUGCUCGAGUCACUCCAGAUGGAAAGAAGAACACAGUUCGAAAAACUUACAAAGGAUACGUAAAAUCUUUGGGUAUUGCUGGACAGUUUGACGCAGUGAAGGGCCCUGAGCCAGACCAACCCGGAUCACUAUAUUCUUUGAUCAAUCCCGGGGGACCCACCGCGGUUAGGGAAGCGUGGGAUCAAAUUGAAGUACAAGGAAGAGAAAUUGAUAAAGGCAUCCCGGACGAGUUACGAUCGAGUCUCAGCAAAGCUGUAAUCAUGGCUAGAGGUACCAUUCCAAAAGACAGAUGGAAUCAUUCUGUUAUUGGAGAAAUGGGUAAUCAAAUUGUCAACGAUCCUUUGAAAGCCGUUCCCGCGAAGGCAAAGGCUCCGAUUUCGCAGGGCACUAUGAGUGUUCCAAAGCAGAAUAGGGGAGCGGCAGAUAUCGCACGUCCAAAGAGAACUGUUAAGAAGCGAUCGUAUGGUGAUGCCAGUUACGAAGGUUAUGGCGAAGGCUACAUCGAUGACGAAGCUGGAUAUUCCACUGGCGAUGGUGAUGACAGAGCCGGUGGUCGAAAGCGACCUAAGAAGGUGGGUAGUGUGCUAUAUCCAUCAAACGUGCAAGCUAACAAGGGAAAGACUCCAACAUCUCACGGUUUUCAAGGACCGAUGCGUCAAAGUUACGGACCUGGAAUGGUUGGUGCUUGAACUUGAGAGAAAAACGUCUUCGCCCUUCAAAUUUGUUGGCCCAACAAAGAAAAAGCUCCGCGUGUUUUUGGCUCGCUGACUCGUUGCUUAUGGAUUUACACGCUGUUUAUACCAAAAUUACAGGUCAUUCCCGAUAAGAGGUUGAAUGACCCAGCUGCUCUUGAGAAUGAGCACCCAGAG